Schistocerca americana (American grasshopper) is the source of this 2313-nucleotide messenger RNA. Its product is annotated as tRNA (adenine(58)-N(1))-methyltransferase catalytic subunit TRMT61A-like. Bases 139 to 1032 code for a protein of 297 amino acids. Gene Ontology annotation, cellular component: tRNA (m1A) methyltransferase complex; nucleus. Lineage: Eukaryota; Metazoa; Arthropoda; Insecta; Orthoptera; Acrididae. The record is from RefSeq and is a predicted model, not a curated record. The transcript has 2 exons. Gene Ontology annotation, biological process: tRNA methylation.
GACGCAACGCGCAAAGUUGACAAGUACAAAAACACGUGUGUAAUAUGUAAACAGUUGUUGAGGACGAAGUUAUUUGAGUUGGUGUUGUGUGUUCCGUAGGCGUAAGUGUUGAGAAACAGUGUUUACCACACAACGAAAAUGAGUUUCGCACGCUUCAAAGAAGUGAUAGAAGAAGACGAUACCGUUAUACUUUAUGUAAACGUUAACAGUAUGCAUGCAUUGAAAGUGACACCACAAAUAAAAAAUAAAAAUGGGGCUCUUGUGUCAAAUGUUUUCCAAACUGUUUAUGGCGCAUUAAAAGUAGAUUCUCUAAUUGGUAAAAAAUUUGGAAGCAAAGUUAAAUUAACUAAAGGAUGGGUAUACGUACUUCACCCAACACCGGAAUUGUGGACUUUAACUUUACUUCAUAGGACACAAAUCAUAUACACACCGGAUAUUAGCAUGAUAAUUUUUCAGUUGGAGCUAAAGCCGGGAAGCAUAGUUAUUGAAGCAGGAACUGGAAGUGGCUCGCUCUCUCACGCCUUGAUCCGAACAAUAAAACCAUCAGGACAUUUGUUUACAUAUGAUUUUCAUGCUGCGAGAGUCGACGUAGUUCGGGAAGAGUUUAAGGAACAUGGUUUGUCAGAGUAUGUAUCUGUUGAACACCGUGAUGUCUGUGAGGAUGGUUUCGGGGCGGCUGUUACAAAUCGUGCAGACGCAGUAUUCCUUGACUUGCCGAAGCCUUGGGAUGCAGUACCUUAUGCAGUUGCGGCUUUUAAAAAAAUCGGCGGCAGAUUUGUAUCAUUUUCACCGUGUAUAGAGCAAGUGCAAAACACUUGCAAGGCUUUGAGUGAGAAUGGAUUUUUCGAGAUAGUGACAAUGGAAUGUUUGCUUAAAGAACUGAAUGUGCAAGUACGUGCCAUGCCCAUUUUGAAUAUAGGAGCAAAAGAAACAACCUCGCAAAAAACUUACAAUACUGCUUCACCUGGACUUUCGGUGUGUGGACAUUCUGGCUACAUUACAGCAGCGACACUACCACCUCGCCAAGACUGAGUUGUUUACUGCACUGUAGUGAACGUCAUAAGUGAUAAGAUGUGAUGCCAUGUCCAAUGGAGGUGCCAAUGAUGAAAGUUACCAAGGAAGAACAGCAGAGUGUGGUAUACUUUCUUUGUGUGGAAGGUGUGCAUCCAAUGGACAUACACAGAAAAAUGCAGGUGUCUUUGGUGCAAAGUGUGUUUCAGGCAAAACAGUGCAUAAGUGAUGUUGGCAUUUUGUGUGUGUGUGUGUGUGUGUGUGUCAGGAAAGACACUGAUGGGUAAUGCACGACCCAGGCAGGUGACAAAUCGUAUUCGUGAUGAGAUAGUUGCUGCUAUUGACAGUUGCGUUCAAACUGGUAGAUGGGUUGCAUUGGACACCAUUAGUGCUCAAGUAAAUGUGUCCCAUCACAGUAUGCACAUCAUUGUGCGCAAUACACUUGGUUAACGGAAGGUUUGUGCUCAGUGGGUCCCCAAAUGUUUUUCCGAGGAACAGCAACACAACAGAAUGGUAAUGUCACUGAACCAUUUGGUGCAAUAUCAGGAGGAGAAUAAUGAUUUCUUUCCAAGGUCAUUGCCGGAGAUGUAUCCGUAUAGCCACUGUUUCAGCCAGAAUCCAAAUGUGAGAGUGUGCAGUGAAAGCAAGCAGAUUCACCUAAACCAAAGAAAAUCUGUUUAAUAACUUCAGCAGCUAAGGUCAUGUUGACUAUGUUCUUCGAUGAGCAGGGGCCUCUGAUGUGGAGUUCCUCCGCAAAGGACAAACAAUAAAUGCCAACAAAUACUGUGAUAUUCUUCGUCAGCUGCAAUUAUCAAUCAAGAAUAAAUGCCAGGGAACCUCUCAAAGUGCGUUAUCUUCUCGCAUUACAAUUCACAUCUUCUUUGUUGCCAAACAUAAAUAGGAUCUUUUCGCAUUAUGUAAUUGGGAAGUGCUAGACCACCACGCAUAAAGUCCUGGCUUGAGUCCCUGUGAUUUCCAUGAUUUUGGCCCACUCAAGAAACAUCUCAGGUGGGACCACCGUGGAUCGGAUAAAGAACUGCAGCAAGCUGUGACAGAGUGGAUCCGUGCUCAACCUCAGAAGUUCUUCUUCUAGGAUAUCCAUAAUCUUGUGCCAAGGUGGGAUAAGUGCCUCAACAGCCAGUAAUAAUGCCUGUACAUGGAAAUUACCUUUCCGUUUGACUGCACCUUGUAGAAACGACAAUAAACUCCAAAACACAUGUUUUGGCCACAUACAUCCUUAUUUUUCCACUUUGAGGCAAAGCCUGACCCAUCAGAAUGUUGAGUAUGACAAAGUGGUUAUAG